CUUCAUCUAAUGCACUGGAACUCCACACUGUACAGCAGCAUUGAUGAGGCAGUAGGGAAGAAGCACGGCAUAGCUAUUAUUGCUUUGUUUGUGCAGAUAGGAAAAGAGCAUGUAGGCCUAAAGGCUGUAACUGAAAUUCUCCAGGACAUCCAGUACAAGGGAAAGUCCAAAACAAUACCCUGUUUUAAUCCCAACUCUUUAUUGCCAGAUCCUCUUCUGCGUGACUACUGGGUGUAUGAGGGGUCUUUAACCAUUCCACCCUGCAGUGAAGGUGUCACCUGGAUAUUAUUUCGCUAUCCUUUGACUGUGUCCCAAGUGCAGAUAGAGGAAUUUCGUAGACUGAGGACACAUGUUAAAGGUGCUGAACUUUUAGAAGGCUGUGAUGGAAUCCUAGGAGAUAACUUCAGACCAACUCAGCCACUUAGCGAUAGAGUCAUCAGGGCUGCAUUUCAGUAGCAGAAGAGGAAGAACAACAAAAAGAAAUCUUUAUUCAAAGAGGGGGAAGACAAUGCUCCCACAGUGCCCUCAGAUGAGAAAUGGAAACUUCUGAGGCUGCUGCUUCAGUUGAACCACAAAGCCUGUAUUGUUUGUCUUCAUCUAGUUCAGCCUUGAUAGACAGCUGUGACAGUUGGUCUGUCCGCACGGUCCAGUGAAAUUCUGGGAAUGGAGCUGUAUGUGAAAAGAAGAAAACAUGUUAAAUCUUCCAGUUCACACUGUUAACUAUUUUUAAAUAGUAGUUAUCAUUGCUUAUAUAGUUUCUUUGCCCUAGCAUUCAAUAGUCGUUUGUGAUCCAAAUAUUACUGAUUUUAAGCUUGCUAUGAAUGUUAAUAUGUAGAAAUACUCAUUAUUGUUUUGAAUGUUAGAUUUAAUUUUACUCCGUAUCAUCUCUUGUGCUGUCAGUAACCAUCUUUUCUGUAGAGAGGAGGUGCAUUCUAUAAAGCUAAUAAAAACAUUGUUUGUUCCCA
Molecule: messenger RNA, 965 nt
Organism: Phaethon lepturus (White-tailed tropicbird)
Lineage: Eukaryota; Metazoa; Chordata; Aves; Phaethontiformes; Phaethontidae
Gene: CA8
Product: carbonic anhydrase VIII
Exons: 6
Molecular function (GO): zinc ion binding; carbonate dehydratase activity
Source: RefSeq, a predicted model, not a curated record